Molecule: messenger RNA, 1419 nt
Organism: Brassica napus (rape)
Lineage: Eukaryota; Viridiplantae; Streptophyta; Magnoliopsida; Brassicales; Brassicaceae
Product: F-box/kelch-repeat protein At4g39240-like
Exons: 2
Coding region: 1-1134 (377 amino acids)
Molecular function (GO): protein binding
Source: RefSeq, a predicted model, not a curated record
AUGCAUCUUUCAAGCGUUACAAGUUCCUCCGGCGCUAACGCCGAUCGGGUUAUGCAUCUUUCAAGCAAAUUGCAUGAUGAUAAUGAUGCGCCAUCGUCGCUGUUACUACUUCCAGAUGAAAUCUCUUUGAACUGCUUAGCACGCGUGCCUCGAUGUUACUAUCCGUGGGUUUCUCUGGUCUCCACAACCUUGAGGCGUCUCAUCGCUUCGCCGGAGAUUUACACAGAGCGUUCAGCACUCCGCCGCACAGAACACGUACUUUACGUUGCGCUUAGACCUUACUGUACACGAACCCUUGAAUGGUACACUCUCAAUCUCAUCAAACCUAGUUUCGGACAAGAAGAGAUUAAACACCGUUUGGUUCCUGUCCCUUCGUUCCCUUUGGUUCCCUAUUGGGGAAUGUCUAUCGUCGUUGUCGGCUCAGAGAUGUACUUCCUCGGUGGAAGCGUCGACGAGAGCUUCGUCUCCACUGCGUUUGUCAUCGACUGUCCGUCUUACACGUGUCGCUCCCUCCCUAACAUGAAGCAAGAACGCGGCUGCGCCGCCGCGGGGAUCGUCGACGGGAAGUUGUAUGUGAUCGGAGGGUGUGACCCUCUGUCUCCGAACUGGGUGGAGGCUUUUGAUCUAAAGACUCAAACUUGGGAGACUGUGAGGGGUUUGUCUGACGUGGAGGUGUAUGAGAAAACGAUCAGGAGCUUCGUGAUGGAUGAUAAGAUUUGCAUCAUGGAUCGAGAUAGUAGCUUUGUUUACGAUCCCAAAGAUGGAGUUUUGGAGAGGGACUUGUUGUUGAACAAGCAGUGGAGGGUGGGUUCUUGCGUCAUUGAUGACAAGCUCUACAGUUUUGACCAGGAGAACAUAUUAUGGGAGUUUGAUCCUGUCUCGAGGGUUUGGACCCGAGUGAAGGGUCUUGAAGAUCUUCCUGGUGUCCGUGAUGUCACUAAGAUGGCGAAUUGUGGUGGCAAAAUUGCGAUUUUGUGUAACGUUGAAAAGUGUUCGACGGAGAUUUGGUAUACGGAGAUCGGGUUGGAGAGGAGGGAAGGAGGAGAGGCUUGGGGGACGAUCUUGUGGUCUGGUCUUGUGCUUGCUUCGGAAGGUUUUUCUACCAUUGUACGAUCUCUGUCUGUGUCAUUUUGAUGCCACACUCCAUUGUGCGGGAGGUCAGUAGUUACCUUUGGCUUUGAGAUACCGAUGCAUCAUUCAUCACUUCUUUGUAAUAAUAUAUGGAUUGUUAUUUUUAUGUUUAAGUUUGAAAAUGUAUUGGAGCAGCUUGGUCUGAUCAAGAUGUUGAAUUUUCUUGCCCUUGUUUCUUUCUUUUACAAAUCUAUGGAUGUGGUUUUUAUUUUAUUUUUAUCAACAGCUAUGUACUUUUGAAUUGUUUGAAAUUUUAACAUGGCCAAGCUCUACGUGGUCUUAGGGCGA